Molecule: messenger RNA, 993 nt
Organism: Penaeus monodon (black tiger shrimp)
Lineage: Eukaryota; Metazoa; Arthropoda; Malacostraca; Decapoda; Penaeidae
Exons: 6
Coding region: 1-993 (330 amino acids)
Source: RefSeq, a predicted model, not a curated record
AUGGACCAGCAAGGGCUACCGCCUCAUGAAUGGGGGCGGCCAAUGAAGCUAGUUCAACAUUUCCGAAUUGGGACAUUAAAUGUUGGGACCAAGGCGAAAGAAUUAGGUGAAGGGUACAAGUUGGUAUAUGGACGAGCAAACAGAGGCACAAAUGAAGAAAAAGGACAGUCCUUGGCGGCACUACAAGAAGAACAGGGGAAAGUUGAUGAAAGUGAAAGAUACAUAAUUAGAGGAGACAUGAAUGGCCAUGUUGGUAGCAGCAAUGAUGCCAUCAGUCGCAUACAUGAAGGAUAUGCUUAUGGAAAUGGUGAUGAGGAUGGAGAGAAGGUAAUUGACCUAUGUUUAUCCUUUGAUAUGGUAAUAGGAAAUACCUUAUUCCAAGCAGAAAAGGAAAACUACAACUCAGAUAAGGAUAAAAGGGUUUACACUAAAGGAAAACGAUUUCCAACACACGUCAAAGACCGAAUUCUAAAAGAGCUGAGCCACGAUAUGGUAGAUGUGAACGCCUGGUGGAAUGAUGCAAACAGUAUUAUAUUAAGAACUGGAAAGGAAAUACUGGGUGAGAGUAGUGGAAAGGUUUGGGAAAAUAAGGAAAUUUGGUGGUUUAAUGAAAAAGUACAAAUGAAAACACUAAAUAAGGACAGGCGAAGAUAUUCAGAGAAAGGAGAUAUUCAGAGUUGUGAGAACUAUCAGGGUAUUAAGCUGAUGUCUCACCCUUUGAAACUACUGGAAAGGAUUAUGGACUCGCGACUUAGACAAGUAGUGCGCAUUGGCCGACAGCAACUUAGUUUUAUGAAAGGGAUUGGAACAGUUGACGAGAAAGCCUAUGAGCGAGUGCCAUGCCAAGAAGUCUGGAGAGGGUUACGAGAGCGAGGAGUACAAGAAAAAUAUGUAAGAAUGAUCCAGGAAUGCUACAAGGACGUGACAACGAGAGUUAGGAGCACAGUGGGCAUGACGGAACACUUCAAAGUAAAGGUCGGCUUACACCAGUGA